CGUAGUGUGUGGGCGUCACAUCGGUUGUUGCAUUCGUGCCUGUCGGUGGCGCGGUCAUUUGGCGUUCAAUUCGACGAAUCGAAAUUAAUGGAUACAGUGAUUUAACAAAUCGUUUAGUGUUCUAACGUCGACGCGACGCAGCCGUAAAAUAUUUUUUACGCUAACAAUCAAAUCGAUACAAUUGCUACGUGCGCCUUAAAACAGUGAUAACUCCUUGGUGUUUUAAAAAAUUAAAAAAUGUCAGUGGAAGGAUUGGAAUACGAGACCAUCGUCCAAAACGGACCUAAAAAAGUAAGUAGCCAUGACCACCGGUAUAGACAGAGACACGAUACGUUCAGCAUAUGAAGACGUCAGAUCUGAUGCUACUCCCACCGAAUGGGCGGUUUUCAAAUUCGAAGGCGCCAGGAUAGUCUGCUCAGCGCGAGGGAGCGACUUCACGGAGUUUAGGACUCAGUUCUCUGAUGACGAGCGGGCUUUUGGGUAUCUGAGGCUGCAAAUGGGAGACGAGAUGUCGAAACGCAAAAAGUUCAUGUUCAUGACGUGGGUGGGCCCCAACGUGUCCGUCAUCAACCGCGCCAAGAUGUCCACAGAUAAAGCGAUCAUCAAAGAUAUUAUAUCUAACUUUGCUGUGGAAUUACAGUUGGAGAGUCAGUCUGAAAUUGAUAUUGAUCAAUUUAAGGACGCUUUGAACAGGGCUGGAGGCGCAAAUUACGGCACCGGAAUCAGGGAUUUAUGAACUGAAUCCGCCUAGGCAUUACCACAAUCGCAUGACUGAAUUUUAUUUGAAUAAUAUACACACUUUUUGUACUUUACAGUAUUGUUAGAAACGACCUUGCGUAAAUUAAGGUUGUGGUAUUAUUUAAAAAGCUAAAAAAUUGCUCGUAGACUUUUUACAAUAUUUUCUACUAAUUUAAAUCUAGACUUAGACUAGGUGACACAAAAUUUUAAUUAAAAAUGUUUAUAUUUCUACGAUUCAUAGUUUAAAACUGUAACAUCAAUAAUUUAUUUUUAUCAUGUCGAAGACUAGAUUAUUUUCUUAAAAUUGGAUGAUUAUUUUUUAUUUAUAUAUAUUGAUCGAUUUUAAAAUAAUGAUUUUAGUUUUUAACAAAACGUGCAAUUUACCGCGUGUAUGAAAUUGCCAAAAACUUAUAAUGUUGCCAUGUGUAAGGCAUAAGUGCAUUUAUCUUUUGUAUUUAAAUGACCAAGUCAAAAUUUUAGAUCGUAUUGUGUACAAGACUCAGGAAUGAUCGCUUUUAUAUUAUACGCAUGGAUUGCAUAUCCAAUUUUAAUACUGACUGGUAAAUAAAAGUAACCAAAUGAA
Messenger RNA from Colias croceus (clouded yellow), 1321 nucleotides. RefSeq names its product coactosin-like protein. The record is from RefSeq and is a predicted model, not a curated record. Gene Ontology annotation, biological process: regulation of actin filament polymerization. The transcript has 5 exons. Bases 302 to 736 code for a protein of 144 amino acids. Gene Ontology annotation, molecular function: actin filament binding. Gene Ontology annotation, cellular component: cortical actin cytoskeleton; site of polarized growth; actin filament. Lineage: Eukaryota; Metazoa; Arthropoda; Insecta; Lepidoptera; Pieridae.